AGAUUAUAAGACUUACCGUUCAGCUUCAAAUAGUUUUAUGUUCAAAAACUUAUUCUUCUCACAUUAGUAAUAACUUUUUUUGUCAACCAAACUUACCAACAUUUAAAUUUGGCUUUACUCGCGAUGAAUGACCGUGUGCAAAAGAAUAACGUCUUGCCUACUAGAAUGGUCUUAUUAACCAUGAAACUUCGACUUAAGAGCGCGAAAAAAGGGUACAACCUGCUAAAGAAAAAAGCGGAAGCCCUCCUUUUUAAGUUUAGAUCCCUGCUAAAAGCUAUAAUUAAAAGCAAAUCAGUGUUGUGCACAGAGUUACAAGAGGCUUUUAUUUCGAUGGCUCAAGCAACUUUUCAAGCGGGGGACUUUUCACACCUUAUUUUGGAGAAUUCUACCACUCCGACUAUAAAAGUGCGCAUUACUACGGAUAUUGUCGCAGGUGUUAAACUUCCUGUUUUCCAACGGCGCCUUACAGGCACUGAUGCUUACCAGUAUACAGGACUCGGAAAAGGAGGCAAGCAGAUCAGUGUUUGCAAAGCUAAAUUUAUAAAAGCCACAGAAUUGCUUUUAGAGCUCGCUUCGUUGAAGACUUCCUUUCAAGCGCUAAACGAAGCGAUUAAAGCCACGAGGCGGCGCGUCAAUGCGCUCGAGUACAUUAUCGUCCCUCGACUAGAGAAAACGGUGGAGUAUGUCAUUUCUGAGUUGGAAGAAAAGGAUAGAGAAGAGUUUUUCAGGUUAAAGAGAGUGCAAGACAAGAAAAAGAUUAGACGAGACGCACCUACUGACUUUACCUGGGAGGCCCCUUCCGUCCAGGAAAAUACCACCGAUUUAAUGCUAUAACUAACG
Messenger RNA from Zophobas morio, 840 nucleotides. Its product is annotated as V-type proton ATPase subunit D-like. The transcript is spliced from 9 exons. The coding region runs from base 124 to 834 and encodes 236 amino acids. Gene Ontology annotation, cellular component: proton-transporting V-type ATPase complex; vacuolar membrane. Lineage: Eukaryota; Metazoa; Arthropoda; Insecta; Coleoptera; Tenebrionidae. The record is from RefSeq and is a predicted model, not a curated record. Gene Ontology annotation, molecular function: proton-transporting ATPase activity, rotational mechanism.